AACAUCAGAAAUUUAUUUUCUCAUAGUUCUGGAGGCUGGAAAUAAAAAUCUGGUAAGUUUGGUUUCUUCUGAGGGCUCUCUCCUUGGCUUGCAGAAGGCUGCCUUCUUGCUGUAUCUUCACAUGGCCUCGCCUCUGUGUGCACCCAUCUCUGCUUUCUCUCUGUGUGUCCUAAUCUCCUCUUCUUAUAAGGACAUCAGUCAUACUGGAUUAGGGGCUCACCCCAAUGACCUCAUUUUAACUUAAUCACCUCUUUAAAGAAUCCAUCUCCAAAUACAGUCACCUUUUGAGGUGGUUCGAUAUAUGAAUUCUGGGGGAAGGAUGCAAUUCAGCUCACAAUUGCAUUUCUCUUUCAACUUGAAAUCUGACAGGUAAUUUAGCAGAGAGGUAACUUAGCACUGUCUCCAGGGGAUGUAAAGGAAGAAAAGUGAAUGAUUUCAAAUUACUAAGAGACAAAUCCUACAUGGCUAGGGAGCAAGGAACUUACCCGUUGACAGCUGAUCCUUUUGUUUUUUCUGGGAGCUUGUCCUGUAAAGUGGUGGGAAACUUAGUUUUCAUUAUUUUAUUCAAUAACUAUGUAUUGAAUGUCUAGAUCAGCCUCUAGGGAUACCAAAUCUAGGAAGAACUGCCUUUGAGAGUAGUUUCUCUAAAGAGGGGUUGGACAUAGAGCACCAUGGUAAGGCAAAAGCAUUUUAGGGAUUUCAUGGAUGUGAAGCUGGUAGGAUAGGUUGAAGUAUUUUGCUUAGCUAGUACUAAGAAUCACUCACUCAAAGGUACAAAGUAAGAAAAUCGUUCCUUUCUCCUUCAUUAUCUCUGCAUAGGGUGGCAGCUUCCUAUGUUCCCACAAGCAAAUCUUUACAUUUAGCCAGUGGAGGUGAGGCUGAGCUGACUAACUGGCUCGCUCCUGUUUGGUCCUCAUGAUUCCCCUUCUGUUUGGAGUUCUCUUUUUUAGCUAGCUGCUGCCACAACAGAGCUGAUUCUUGGCAAGGGACAUAACUUCUCGUUGGAAAUUCUCAUCCCAGGAGGAAUGUACACCCUUUCCUUGGUUCUUCUGAGGGUAUAUAAGAUGACUCAAAUUUUCAAAAUGAUUUAUACUAAGUACUAAAGAAGAACAUGAUGAAACAUAGAUUUUAUCUAACUUGUUAACAGGGCUCAUAGUCUUUGUCUCAUCUCUUGUCCAGUCUGAGAAUCCCGUUUUCAUUCUUAGGAUUUUUCCUCCCUUUCCAUGUGAGGAGUUUCAGCCACACAGACUUACAGGGAGGAAGAGCAGGUGGUAGGUAAGUUGGUUGGUUGACUCCUUCUCUUAAAACCACAGUGUAAGUUUUAACCCUUCUUCAGAUGAAACAUGGAAAAUAACCUGUGUAGUGCAGAAUCUCAUAUCUUUCCUUGCUACAGUCUGAGUCAAAAAUAUUUCCUUGCACUCCUUCUCCUUCCUUCACAUAUCCUCAACUUUAAUAUACUACCAUUAAGCAGUAUUUUCUUUUUUUUUUUCUUAGCAGUUCCUUGGAAGAAAUGAGUAGUAUUUUCUAGUUCAAGACUGUGCUCAGUGUUCAUUUAAAACCAAAUUCAUCUAGAUGCAGAAAAGAAGGCCAGUAUGUAUCUACAGAUAUAGUAGAAGAGACCCAUGUUCUUGGUAAGUGAGGUAACUGGUUCAAUUCAGGUUAUGGCUCUGUCACUAGUUAUCACUUGUAUUUAUUGGGAGCCUAAGUACAUAGAUGUGCAUCAGAUUCGACUUGAGAAAUCACCAGAACCCCACCUCUCAAGUUCCAUAGAAGUAGCUGGGAAUAGGCUUUACCAUUAAACAAGACUUUACUGAUGGCUUGGGGAUGAAGCAUGAGGGAAAUUACAACAUAAAGAUCCUCAAGUUGCUUUCAGAGUCCAUGAGCUUCAUGAGCUCCAGCCUUUCCACAAGGCCAGCUUAUGGGUGCCUCUCUUCCUAGCGCACAGAUGACCACAGUGUAACAGGGACCAGCUUAUUUCUCCUCAGUAGCAGGACUCUUGAGUGCCCCCUCACUGGGGAUCCUCAGCAGAUACUCUUUUCACCUUAUAAUAGGCCAAGGUUCACCUCCUUAUCUCCCGCCUCAGGAUCUGACCUCUUUUUAGUUUAAAUAUACUACUGUAACAGUAGUAUAAUUCACUUCCUUCAGGGAAUAUUUUACCUUUGCCAUAUGGUUGUGGUUUUACCCCAUCUCAAACCAUCUUAAUGACAUCAUAAUACUAUUAUCUGACAGCAGUGCAUCUCUCCAAAUCUGUAUUAUUCAGUUUUAAAAAAUAAGCAAUGAAUAACAUUCUUUGGAGAGCAAUCAGGAACUGUUUUUCAUUUCUUCUGCAGUACUCCACUCCAUUAUCCCUGCAAACAAUUGCUCAAAGGUCAGUACAACUGUUGGAAAAUACAAAUCAGAAGUGAACAGUGUAAACUUACAUUAUUUCACUCUCAAACAGAAGUUUCAGAGACUUAUAACUGAAAAAGAUCACUCUACUUAUGGUUGUAAAAGAACGUAUCUUCUCACCCUGAAACACCAGAAUUUACUCCAGGUCCUUUAGGAGUAUCUGGUGUUAAAGCAAACUAAAUAUGGCCUGAGAAGGACUCCAUACUUCUAUAUUUGGAUCCUUGUGGAUGAACUGUAACCUAGCUUAUCAGACAAGACUGAAAACCUAACUUAGGAGUAUGCUCUCUUACAAUAACCAAGUCUUGGCCAAUUGCAGCCGCCACACUUCAAUCACUCAUAGACAGCUAAGUGUUCAAAUAAGGCCAACGCCAACCUGUAACCAAUCCAGCUGUUUCUGUACUUCACUGCCGAUUUCUGUACGUCAUUUCCCUUUUUUUGGUCUAUAAAUCUUCCACCACGUGACUCUGCUGGAGUCUCUGAAUCUGCUGUGAUUCUGGGGGCUGCCCAAUUCGUGAAAUCGUUCAUUGCUCAAUUAAACUCCUUUAAAUUUAAUUCAGCUUAAGUUUUUCUUUUAUAACUGGUAAACAACUGGAGACCAGGUAGGGUCUAAAUGCUUCAUUCAUCGGCUUAGUCCCCACCUUAGAAGUGACAAACAUUCUCCGUUUGGCCAAACUUCAGGCUCCUGGGCCUUCUCCUAAGACCAUCUGUGCAUCUUCUUGUAAAACUCAGUUUCAGCAAAGAACCUUGUUAAGUCAGUGUAGUGAGAAUCCCUCACCCUUGAUCGGGUUCCUCAUCCUCCACCACCCCCAGGUGAUGUCUGUUAUCCUGGCCUAUCUUCGUCUAGAAUCCCGUUGUGUUGGUUUAGCCAGAAUCUCCCUUGCCCCUGAUAUUUCCUCUUAGUAAUUUUCCAUCCACUGACCAACUUCCACCCCUUGGCUAUAAAUUCCCACUUACUCAUACUGUAUUUCUAUUUGAACAGGUAAGGGAGAAGGGAGGAGUAUGUAGGACACACUUAAAUGCCUUAUCCUCUAAAAAUCACUCAGGAAUCUUUAGCCUCGAUUUCCCAGCUUUCGUCCUUUACACAAUUACAGAUUUGUCCUUGCUCAUAAACGCUGUAGGUCUUCCCUGCUGAAUUGGAAACUCCUUGCUCACAAAAUGAUUCACCCCCAUUCCUAGAACAGGACUUGGCAAAGCGUAGGCUCCCAACAAUGAAUGAAUGGAUUUGUAGAAGAAAAGGUUUUUUCUUUUUCAGCUGUUACUACAAUGGUCAACAAUAACGACAAAAACCACUUAAAGUUGGACAGCCGUCUACUGCAACCAGCUCUCAAAAAGUCUAGAACAGCGCACUACGCCCCGCCCAUUGGCGAGAAACGGAAAUACACGCUUUCGAGAAAACCGGAAGUGCCUGGUCACGCCCCGCGCAUGCGUGCAUCGGGGCCGCUCACGCUUCCUAAACCCCGUCAUCCAGUGAGAAAGCAGGGACUCUUCGGCCGAGGCAGCCGGGACCCAGCCAGCCCUGCGCCUGGCGCCGUCGCGCAUGCGUCCUGGGUAUGUCCACUCGCAGUAAGGAGGGGCGAAAGGACAUUUUUUUUUUUUUUUUUUGCUCCCGCCUCUGUUCUUCCCCCACCUGCCACGUACAGAGCCCGAGUUCUCGCUAGGCUUGUUGGGUCAGCGCGAUUGGCCGGGGCCCACGCGAGCCUGCGAGCGAGUCUUUCUCUAGAGUUGUAUAUAUAGAACAUCCUGGAGUCCACCAUGAAUGGACAGUUGGAUCUAAGUGGGAAGCUAAUCAUCAAAGCUCAACUUGGGGAGGAUAUUCGGCGAAUUCCUAUUCAUAAUGAAGAUAUUACUUAUGAUGAAUUAGUGCUAAUGAUGCAACGAGUUUUCAGAGGAAAACUUCUGAGUAAUGAUGAAGUAACAAUAAAGUAUAAAGAUGAAGAUGGAGAUCUUAUAACAAUUUUUGAUAGUUCUGACCUUUCCUUUGCAAUUCAGUGUAGUAGGAUACUGAAACUGACAUUAUUUGUUAAUGGCCAACCAAGACCCCUUGAAUCAAGUCAGGUGAAAUAUCUCCGUCGAGAACUGAUAGAACUUCGAAAUAAAGUGAAUCGUUUAUUGGAUAGCUUGGAACCACCUGGAGAACCAGGACCUUCCACCAGUAUUCCUGAAAAUGAUACUGUGGAUGGUAGGGAAGAAAAGUCUGCAUCUGAUUCUUCUGGAAAACAGUCUACUCAGGUUAUGGCAGCAAGUAUGUCUGCUUUUGAUCCUUUAAAAAACCAAGAUGAAAUCAAUAAAAAUGUUAUGUCAGCGUUUGGCUUAACAGAUGAUCAGGUUUCAGGGCCACCCAGUGCUCCUGCAGAAGAUCGUUCAGGAACACCCGACAGCAUUGCUUCCUCCUCCUCAGCAGCUCACCCACCAGGCGUUCAGCCACAGCAGCCACCAUAUACAGGAGCUCAGACCCAAGCAGGUCAGAUUGAAGGUCAGAUGUACCAACAGUACCAGCAACAGGCCGGCUAUGGUGCGCAGCAGCCGCAGGCUCCACCUCAGCAGCCUCAACAGUAUGGUAUUCAGUAUUCAGCAAGCUAUAGUCAGCAGACUGGACCCCAACAACCUCAGCAGUUCCAGGGAUAUGGCCAGCAACCAACUUCCCAGGCACCAGCUCCUGCCUUUUCUGGUCAGCCUCAACAACUGCCUGCUCAGCCGCCACAGCAGUACCAGGCGAGCAGUUAUCCUGCACAAACUUACACUGCCCAAACUUCUCAGCCUACUAAUUAUACUGUGGCUCCUGCCUCUCAACCUGGAAUGGCUCCAAGCCAACCUGGGGCCUAUCAACCAAGACCGGGUUUUACUUCACUUCCUGGAAGUACCAUGACCCCUCCUCCAAGUGGGCCUAAUCCUUAUGCGCGUAACCGUCCUCCCUUUGGUCAGGGCUAUACUCAACCUGGACCUGGUUAUCGAUAAGGAGGCUCCUCUACACCAAUUAAUGUAGCUGCUAGCUAUUGGCCUCCCAAAAGACUCCAGUACUAUUUUAAUUUGUAUUGAAGUUCAGAAAUUUAAAAAGCAGAGCAUUUUUUAUGAUAUCAUCAUUGUUGCUGUUAAUUGAAAGUAUAAUUUGCUGGAACACAAAGACCAAAAUGAAAGUUUUUUCCUCCCUGCUUAAAAAUGUAGCAGCUUCUUAGUUACUUUGGAACACUACUCUUACAUGUAUAAAGUGAUUGACUUUCUAGCUUCCCUUGUCCGGAGGAUAUUAAAAUGCUAGGGUGAGGUUUAGCCAUCUUACUUGCCUUUUUACUAUUAACAUGAUGUACUAAAGUAGAGCCCUUUGAGAAUACAAGAUAUUAUGUAUAAAAUGUAACACUGAUAGGUUAAUAAAGAUGAUUGAAUCCA
This is a messenger RNA of Pongo pygmaeus (Bornean orangutan), 5769 nucleotides long. RefSeq names its product trafficking from ER to golgi regulator (gene TFG). Gene Ontology annotation, biological process: endoplasmic reticulum to Golgi vesicle-mediated transport; COPII vesicle coat assembly. Gene Ontology annotation, cellular component: endoplasmic reticulum exit site. Bases 4141 to 5343 code for a protein of 400 amino acids. The record is from RefSeq and is a predicted model, not a curated record. Gene Ontology annotation, molecular function: identical protein binding. The transcript has 8 exons. Lineage: Eukaryota; Metazoa; Chordata; Mammalia; Primates; Hominidae.